Morchella importuna is the source of this 1437-nucleotide messenger RNA. RefSeq lists its product as uncharacterized. NCBI's taxonomy places the organism in Eukaryota, Fungi, Ascomycota, Pezizomycetes, Pezizales, Morchellaceae. The record is from RefSeq and is a predicted model, not a curated record. The coding region runs from base 1 to 1437 and encodes 478 amino acids. The transcript is spliced from 4 exons. Gene Ontology annotation, cellular component: cytoplasm. Gene Ontology annotation, biological process: folic acid metabolic process; L-serine catabolic process; tetrahydrofolate interconversion. Gene Ontology annotation, molecular function: glycine hydroxymethyltransferase activity; cobalt ion binding; serine binding.
AUGACUGAAAUUAACUCUGCCUAUGCCCUCUCUCAGGCUCACAAGGAGCUCAUUGAGACUUCUCUCCGCGACAGUGACCCUGAGGUCCAGAAGAUCAUGGACCUCGAGAUUCAGCGUCAGCGCGAGUCUAUCCUCUUGAUUGCCUCAGAGAACGUCACCUCCCGCGCUGUCUACGAUGCUCUCGGCUCCCCCAUGUCCAACAAGUACUCUGAGGGAUACCCCGGUGCCCGUUACUAUGGUGGUAACGAGCACAUCGACUCGAUCGAGACUCUCUGCCAGCAGCGUGCUCUCCAGGCGUUCCACCUCGACACUGAGAAGUGGGGUGUCAACGUUCAGUGUUUGUCUGGAUCUCCUGCAAACUUGCAGGUGUACCAGGCUAUCAUGAAACCCCAUGACCGUCUUAUGGGUCUUGACCUUCCCCACGGUGGUCAUUUGUCUCACGGAUACCAGACCGCUACCAAGAAGAUUUCAGCUGUCUCAACUUACUUCGAGACCAUGCCCUACCGUGUUGACCCUGCAACCGGUAUCAUUGACUAUGACAUGCUCGAGAAGACUGCCGUUCUCUACCGCCCCAAGACUCUCGUUGCCGGUACCUCCGCAUACUGCCGCAACAUUGACUACGCUCGCAUGCGCAAGAUCGCUGACCUCGUCGGCGCCUACCUUGUGGUUGAUAUGGCUCAUAUCUCUGGUCUCGUUGCCUCGGAGGUUAUUCCUUCUCCUUUCCUCCACGCUGAUAUUGUCACCACCACUACCCACAAGUCUCUCCGUGGUCCCCGUGGUGCUAUGAUCUUCUUUAGGAAGGGAUUGAGAAGCGUCGACAAGAAGGGCAAGGAGACCUACUAUGACUUGGAGAACCCGAUUAACUUCUCCGUCUUCCCUGGUCACCAAGGUGGUCCCCACAACCACACCAUCACUGCUCUUGCUGUUGCUCUCAAGCAGACCUUCUCCCCCGAGUACAAGUUCUACCAGCAGCAGGUCAUUGCCAACGCAAAGACACUUGAGGAGGAGUUCUGCCGCAUGGGGUACAACCUCGUCUCUGGUGGAACUGACUGCCACAUGGUUCUGCUCGACCUUAAGUCCGUUUCUCUUGACGGUGCCCGUCUCGAGGCUAUCCUCGAGGCUGUGAACAUUGCCUGCAACAAGAACGCUACCCCCGGUGAUGUUUCAGCUCUUUCACCCUCUGGUAUCCGUGUCGGUACUCCCGCCAUGACCACCCGUGGUUUCGGUACCGAGGAGUUCAAGCGUGUUGCUCAGUACUUCGACACCCUCAUCAAGCUCGCCAAGAAGAUCCAGUCAGAGCUUCCAAAGGAGGCCAACAAGCAGAAGGACUUCCGCAAGUAUGUUCUCUCUGGACAGGUUCCAGAGCUCAACGAGAUGAAGAAGGAGAUCGCCGCGUGGGCAUCUACCUUUCCUCUUCCCGUUGGUCCUGCCUCAUAG